AUGUCUGGCUCACCAGUAGCUAAACGGUCUCGAUCAGCACUCUGCCAGCCUCAAUCUUCAGCCUCAGGAUCCAUCAUGUCCGAAGAGUCUGGCAGACUUCGGGUCAGCGCCUCUUUACGCUUAACAGACACAAAUCAGGAGCGAGUGGCAUUCGGAAGUGAUACGAAAGAUUCCUCACUAUCGGAGCACCGUCAAGUAGACUUCAGGCAUGAUCAGCAGCAAUCAACUCACCUUCGUUCUUUGCAAACAUCCCCAGUCUCUUCGCCCUCACCCGGAGUCCCGCAACACGCAAAUCACGACCAGAAACAGCCCAAGAAUUAUCAAUAUAAUCAGCAUUUUCGAAUCCGCCAAUCUGCAUACCACUCGCAUUCAGGGAAUUCGGAUGCUAGCGAAGACGAUCAUGCCGAGAACGAAAUUGAUGGGGAUGCUCUAAAGACUGUCUCAUUUAGAACCUCAACUUGUACAGACCAAACACCUAUGACUAAACGAUUGAUUCGCCUCGGCCAAAAUUCUGGUGAACGAGUUGAUUUAGCCAGAUUCAGGUCUGAUUCGAGUAUUACGCGCCAGGCAUCAGUGGCACCUAGGCAACCUGGAAUAUCUUCAGGUCGAAAAAUUGACCCAGCCUCCGAGGGGGUCGAAGAUGACUUGGUUGUAGAAGAGGAAAGAGGUGUAAAUACUUCUUGUGACGAGCGUCAUUUUCGCUUGGUGAAUUCAAAGAGAAGCCUGCAGGAUUUUGAGGCUAACCACAGAGAAUGGGUUGGAUUAAUGAAUGAAAAGGAGCGAUUGGUUAAUCGGCCAAUCUUAGAGGUCGUUAGUGAGUGGUCAGGUGAUGAAACAAUAAUCAAGGCAAAUGAAGAUCAAUCUCGACAUGACUGGCGACACUCUAUUCGGCAAUUGGCGAACGCUAACGCUGAUAAAAAUGAGUGUGCAUGCGUUCUGGAAGGAAAGCUGUGUGUGGAGGAGAGUGGGGAUAAGGACGAUGAAGAAGAAGUCUUAUUUUCAGAUCAUAUAUCAUCAAAAACUAAUAACCACCGAUAUUCUGACAUUCGGGAUUGCCCCUUAAUCCCUUGCCUUCGGCCAAUUCGACCUUUGAAAGGUGAGUAG
Messenger RNA from Protopolystoma xenopodis, 1104 nucleotides. The record is from the annotation of a GenBank genome assembly. Lineage: Eukaryota; Metazoa; Platyhelminthes; Monogenea; Polystomatidea; Polystomatidae.